AACCGCAGGGAGUUUUAUCUUGAAAGUAGGAGGGCAGGAGCGGAGAUAAUUUAAAAAAAUUUUACCAGCAAUGAAAAAUUUUCAACAUUUUUUUUUUAAUUCAUCAUUAUUUUUUCCUGCUUUGGGAAUCUUUUUCUUAGCGUGCCUGAAAACUUUAAAUUUGGUGAGAAAUUUUUCAUAAAUUCGCAGAUAGGUAAUUAUAAUUAAAAAUUAAAAAAUAUAUUAUCUGAUACGUACUUAAUUUCUAAGAUUAUGUUGAUAAACAUCAAAUUUGUAUAGUACCUAUGUACCUACUCAUAAAAAUCGAAAGUUCUCAGAUAAGAGUCGACUUCAAGUUUAUAAAAUAGGUAUUGUGAUAGAUAAAUUUUUGAAGCUUAUCCGAAUGAAAGUGGCAGAUUGUUCUAGUUUAUGGAUUUGCUUAUCACUUUAUUAUCUCAUUCUAACGCUGAAUCAACAUUUUAUAUUAGUUUCCAGUUCAUCUACAAUGAAAAAAGUUGCAGUGGUUACAGGUGGUAAUAAAGGAAUAGGAUAUGCUACAGUUGAAGGACUUUGUCAGAACUUUCCCGGAGAUGUCUUCUUGACAGCUCGAGAUGAAGGUCGAGGAUUAGCUGCAAUAACAUCUCUAAAUGAGAUGGGUUAUCAUCCAAAAUUUCACCAACUUGAUAUCACCGAUGAACAAAGUAUCAUCAAAUUUAAUAAUUAUAUUUUCCACGAAUACGGAGGAUUAGACAUAUUAAUAAAUAAUGCCGGGAUUGCUUUCUGUUAUAACGCAAAAGUUGCAGCCACUUACCCUUUUGCUGUGCAAGCGAAAGAAACAAUUCUAGUGAAUUAUUUUGGGACCAGGAAAGUCUGCGAUGUAAUGUUUCCUAUUCUCAGACCACAUGCCAGAGUCGUGCACCUUUCUAGCGCAUAUGCUCACUUGCUUAGAAUACCAUCUGAAGCAUUGAGGAAAAAAUUAUGGGCUGAUAACCUAACCGUUGAUCAUCUAGAUGGAUUGAUGUCAGAUUUUGUAAGGUCAGCUGAACAAGAUAAUAAAGUAGAUAUAGAUUGGGGAGUAAGUGCUUAUUCCUUGUCAAAAGUCGGUCUUUCUGCUUUGGCGAGAAUUCAACAAAGAGAAUUUCUCAAUGAUCAACGUGCGGAUAUUGUUGUGAAUUCGGUGCAUCCUGGUUACGUUGUUACUGAUAUGACUAAUCAUAAAGGAACGUUGACAAUUGAACAAGUUUUACUUAUACCAGGUGCUGAACCCUCUUUAUAUGCAGCUCUUCUUCCGGAAAACAUUACAGAACCUAAAGGAGCUCACAUUUUGCAAAAUAAAACCAUCGUCGAUUGGACUGCACCUUUUUAAAAAAAUUGUAUUUCAAUACUUAGGUACUUAAUUGUGCUGCCAACGUUAUCUGUAUGAAACAUUUAAUUUUUUAAUAAUCUAAGCAUGUGAUAACGUAUUAAGUAUUUUUAAUAAAAAGAUUUUGACCAGAAAUGAAAUUUUCAAAAAAUACCUACAAUGGGCUAUUUUGGAAUUUGGAAACAUUUUAAAACUGGACGAGGAACGAUAAAUUUUUUGAAAAAUUUGGAUUUUUGUGUUCUCAGUUGAGAUGUGCUCUAUAGGCUACAAGGAAUAAGAAGAAAGAGAGGCUAUUCAGAAGAAUUUUGACACGGAAAUGAGAAAUUUUUUCAAUAAUUUUUACAUACUUUCAAUUUAUUCCAUUUUCUUUAUUGUUUCCACUUUUUGGAGGCUUAACAUCAGGGGACCAAAAUAACUCAGAAGUUUCGAUCGAAAAUAAAAAAUAUUCAAAAACUUGUUAUUUACUUAGGUACUUCAAUUUUUCGUUUCUUUCAAAAUUUUCAACUUUGGAGAAAUGUCUCCAUGGAAAGGAAUCAAUAUUGUUUGAGGGACCGAGGGAAGCUUGAUAUAGUGCAGUAUGCCUUCACCUUCUUGGUGGUCAUUCUCCGAUAGAUUACCUAGCUAGGGGAAUCGUCGUAAUGUGGGAACUAUGUACACAUAACUCAUUAUGUGUAUGAUACACCUGGUAUGGUAAUAAACUCAGACAAUGCACCCGGCUUUGGACAUAAAACUACCUUUUUAUGUACAAAGGGGUGAGCUGAGAUCUUCUGGCUCGUGGCCGCCUGCUAUAGGAAUCUAGCCACGAUCCUCACUUGCUUUCCAUCGUCUGCAGCGUGGGGUUACAAGUGGCAUUGUGCUUACAUAGUGUCGAAUAUGUAUAGUCUCUCGACGAGACAUAUAACUUAUAUUUUGGCUAUACCAUUUCGAGCAUGGUUAAUUUAUUAAUAUUAAACUCAAUCGUCGGUAGAGUAAUCAACGUAAUUGUAAUUAUUAUCUAUCUCGAUUAUAUAAAUCAUCCUUUGCGGCUACCUUUAAUGAAUCCGGACAUUAAUAGGUAGAGCGUGCGUUACGUGUGUCUCCUAUUAAAGUAAAGCAUCCACCGUAGAGUCACUAGUAUUGGGGUAGGCUCAGGGAAGAGGUGGAGAGACGGUCAGCAGUGUUAGGUAAGUAGGUACUUACAUGGUGGUGUCUCCACUAAUUAAAUAUAAGUUAGUAAUAAUUAAAUAAUAUUAUCAGCAUCCUCGGGUCUAGGACAAGGAUCUUGACCUGAAGAUAGGUAUAUUGUUUGAUACCUAUUUGCUCAUUAAUAGCUUCCGAUGAAGAUAUUAAUGUUAUGUAUAUGGACCACAUGAUCGGCAAGAGUCUUAUGGCAUUGAUCAUAGAUUCUCAUGUUGGAGUGAAGAUCGAGUAUAGAAUAAUUAAUUCCAUUAAUUAUAAUAGAAUCGAUGUCUUUAGACCCAAUAAAGGUUAUCAUCGGAAUAAUAGUGUUAGGUGUUCAUUUCAAUAUUAUUCUAACAUUUAGUUGUAUCGUUGAACUAGGAUUGGAAACCCUUGUCUAGCGGCAUAAAUAGACUUUGGCUAAAUUCUCCCCCCUUAGGUAGUUUCUCAUGUACCCCCUUUUAAAGCAAUCAUUCACUUAGAGAUCCUCCUAUCCUAAUCGUUCGUUUCAUCAACGACCUCAUCAUGCUUGUUAAUCCCUUCUAACCAUAGCCAGUAAUGAUGAUUUCAACGAUAUCAAGCUCAUUCCGAAGGGAAGAUAGAUUUAAAUUUCGAUCAGUUUCAAACAUUUUUUACAAAGUUUAAUUUUUUAUUCAUGUUCUAAUUUUUCCCAAAUUUGGAAAAUCGUCAUAAGAGGACAUGUUUGAAGAUCGUGGGAAAGUUUUUAUCUAAAAAAGGGGGGGGGACUGUCUGGAAAAAUUCUGACGCAGAUAUUGGUACCUACGUAUUUUUAUAAAAUUACCAAUUUCAUUUGUUUUAUACAUAAAGACACCAUCAUUGUUUGAGGGGGGCGGAGUG
Planococcus citri (citrus mealybug) is the source of this 3358-nucleotide messenger RNA. RefSeq names its product carbonyl reductase [NADPH] 3-like. The record is from RefSeq and is a predicted model, not a curated record. Gene Ontology annotation, molecular function: carbonyl reductase (NADPH) activity. The transcript is spliced from 6 exons. Lineage: Eukaryota; Metazoa; Arthropoda; Insecta; Hemiptera; Pseudococcidae. Bases 383 to 1345 code for a protein of 320 amino acids.